This is a messenger RNA of Pezoporus flaviventris, 1171 nucleotides long. RefSeq names its product transmembrane protein 186 (gene TMEM186). The record is from RefSeq and is a predicted model, not a curated record. The coding region runs from base 60 to 857 and encodes 265 amino acids. Gene Ontology annotation, cellular component: mitochondrion. NCBI's taxonomy places the organism in Eukaryota, Metazoa, Chordata, Aves, Psittaciformes, Psittacidae. The transcript has 2 exons.
GCCGCCGACAUGGCAACGGCCUAGCCCGCCAGACGUGGGGCACGACGGGAAGCGGGGACAUGCUCCGCCCCUGGACGCUGUGGCGCAGGCGCAUGUGGGGUGCUGUGGCAAUGGCGGUGGCUAGGCUCUGCGGAAUUAGGACUAAGACCUGCAUGGCACCAGCUUUUGGGAGAUGUCUACAAAAGGAGCUCUGGACAAAGUCAUGGAAAAAGGAGGAUGCGCACCUGCCCCGGUUCUGUGGCCCAUGGGCACGUUUGCAGUCACAAAACCAGCACAUUAAUGGAGUUAAUAAUUAUCCCGGGAGACAGCGAGAGCCGUCUGCCUGUCUGUGCCACUUGGCCCCCACUGCUGUGGUCAGGCAAAAGGCAGCAGAUGGGAAAGCAGAAGAGUUCAAGCUCGUGUACAGGUUCCCAGGGAUUAAGUACUGCCGGAUGCUGUCCCGACUGAAGCUGCUGCAGACCGGCACCACCCUGCUCAUGCUGCCACCUGUCUGCUACCUCUACCUGCAAGACCAGGUUUCUCAGGGUAUCUUCUUGUAUACAGCUAGCAUCGCAUUCUUUGCUGGUGCAAUGCUGUAUGGUAUGAGCUACUUUUUCAGACGAAUUAUUGGAUUAAUGUACUUAAGUGAAACUGGCCGUACGGUUAAAGUGGCCCACUUGACGUUUUGGGGAAGACGGAAUGACAUUUACUGUCCCCUAGAGACAGUGAUACCUCUGGAUGAAGUUGGAGAUAGCAAAGGGGAGCUGCUUCUCCAGUUCAAACGCUAUAACAGUACAGAUGUUUUAUAUUUUACACUUAGGUUUGGCCAGAUUGUAGACAGACAGAAGUUUAUGCAAAUAUUUGGAGAACCUGAGUGAUACAGCAACUAAUUUCCAGUGAUUUUCCUUGUUGCAUGUUCAUUGUGCUUAUUCUUCUGUGAAGUUUAACUACCAAAGUGACAUCUGUCAUUUUCCUAUGCAAAGCUAGCUGGUAAGUGCACUCGGUGUAGAAAGUAGCAAUGAUAAAGAGCAAUCCACUGGAUUAAGUGGCUUUGUAGCUUGUUUAAGGUAUGAGCAGUGUCUCUUCCAUGUCAGAUAGUGACGUGCCUGGUGCACUGUCACCAGCAGUUCAGUCUAAAGUGCCCUACUUGGAAGGUGCAGUGGGAGGCUGUAUUAAUUACUACUGCUGACCC